This is a messenger RNA of Xenia sp. Carnegie-2017, 1748 nucleotides long. RefSeq names its product cleavage and polyadenylation specificity factor subunit 6-like. Gene Ontology annotation, cellular component: mRNA cleavage and polyadenylation specificity factor complex. Gene Ontology annotation, biological process: mRNA alternative polyadenylation. Lineage: Eukaryota; Metazoa; Cnidaria; Anthozoa; Malacalcyonacea; Xeniidae. Gene Ontology annotation, molecular function: mRNA binding. The record is from RefSeq and is a predicted model, not a curated record.
UUAUCACACGUUUCUUCUAAACAAUUCAAGGUUAUGGCUGCAACAGAAAUCGAUCUUUAUGCUGGCGUUGGAGAGAUAGACACUGAUCUUAAUCAGUCUUCUGCUGGUUAUGUUGGUGAUAUUUAUGAAGAUGCUUUAGCUACCUCUGCGGUACAACAUCCACAACCUCCACAGUUUGUUCUUACUGGUCCAGCCCCUGCUGCUGCAACUGGUACUUAUGAAUACAAAUCUUUCACCACAAUUCAUCCGAAAUCUGCUCAAGCUCAGGCUGCUGCUUCACAAAUACCAGAUAAACCAAAAGGAAAACCAUUAUAUGUUGGAAAUUUUACAUGGUGGACUUCGGAUCAACAAUUGGAAGAUGCUCUGCAAGAAUGUGGUGUAACAGACAUUGUUCAAAUCAAGUUCUUUGAGAAUAGAGCCAAUGGCCAAUCUAAAGGGUAUGCUCUAGUUGAACUGGGUUCUGAUGUCUCGGUGAGAUUGGUCACAGAAAAACUUCCAUUGAAAGAAAUCAAUGGACAAACUCCAGUUGUAACUCCUGCUACAAAACCAAAUUUACAGCAGUUUGAAGUCACGGCCAGAAAAAUCAAUCCAUCAUUAAACAAUCAUCAAGAUGAUAUGGGCAUGGGUCGAGGAUUUGGACGGGGGUUUCGUGGUCGAGGAGGCAUGGUUCGACCUGGAUUUGGAAGAGCGGAAAUGUUCCCCCCUGAGAUGGCAAUGGCUACUCCUUGGAUGGGUCCCGGAGCCCCCAUGAUUCGUGCACCCGCCCCUAUUGUACCCGGUAUGAUAGCUCCGCCUGUUGAGGGAUUUCCCCCUGGUAUGGUUCCUAUACCCGGUGCUAUGGCUACUGCACCUCCACCCGUUGGCGUCGUUCCUAUUUCCGUUGAUUCCGGUAUCCCCAAACCACCUGUUGCUCCUCAUUUUAAUCCUGCUUUCUUUCCUCCCGAGGGUGCUCCCUCUGAUCCUAUGAUGCCAGGAAUGCUCCCUCCAGGCCCAAGAUUUGAAGGCGAUUUCAUGGGACGGCCUCCUGAUAUGUUUGGUCAGUUUCCUACACCCGGUGGUGAAUUUGAUGAAAUGACCCGACAGAAUCAACUUUGACCAGUAAUCGAUAAAAAGGCGAUGGUGGAAUCGAAUGCAGGUCAACAUGAGAUUGCUAUUGAGACAAUAGUUCAGGCGAUAUCAAUUAUAAAACAGUCACCUGUAGCUGCGGAAGAAACAAGCACGAUACUAGUACAAUCUCUUCAAGACUGUUUACAAGGUAUUGAGCAGCAAAUGAUUGCAACUUCGGCGACUGAUCGGGCUAAAUCCGCUAAACGGGAACGACGAUAUAGCGAUGAUGAAGGUGAAAGUGAUCGUCGACGAAGAAAGAGAAGAUCAAGGUCCGGCUCGCGAUCCCGAAGUAGGCGCUCAAGAUCACGUGAUCGUCGUUCUCGUUCACGUGAACGUGAAAAAUACCGCAGUCGAAGAUGAAAAUACUGUAAUGUAAACAGUGUUUUGGCGUUUGGCGUGUACGUAUGUGGUAACUAGGCAACGUUAGAAUUUACCAACCAACUAAAGAAGAUAAGAUGGUUUACUCAAGAUACCAGAUGUAUUUAUUAUUCUUCGUUUCUGUUCUUUAUACGAUUUUACUCGCUGAUGUACUCUAUGGCUGAUCUAGUGUAUUAUAAACACGAUUUUCAUUUCUAAGAUACGUAAACUAACUUGGUAUUGACAUCAGUAUAUUUUAAUACAAUUGUUUCCCCAAUCUGCUA